UCAGGGAAAAAUAACCCUAGAAAUGUACGACAAUAUUUGCUCUUGACAGUAUAAUCCCCGUCGAAACCCUCGAAAAUUCUCAAUCAAUUUCAAAGCGUAGCCCGAUCAGCCAUGAAAGUCCGAUCUUCAGUGAAGAAGAUGUGCGAGUUUUGUCGUACGGUGAAACGCCGCGGACGCGUUUACGUGCUUUGCACUGCCAAUCCCAAGCACAAGCAGCGACAAGGCGUUUCGACUCUUGCCUAUGAAGGUCCUCUGCCUUCACAAUCCUCAGGGACAGUUUCCAAGCCGGAGGUGAACGUCAAUCAAGGCGUGCCAGUAGGUCUGGCAUCUCUCAUACCCAAAAAAACUGAGCCCUCGAUGACCCUCGGAUGGAGAAUGGGCUUGGCAUCUCUUCUUUUCAAAAGGAGCAAUUAGAAGUAGAACUUCAAAUGGGAAAGGUCUACAGCUAUAUAUACAUCAGUAUUAGUGCCUCAUAAUUUUGCUACAUUCUUUCUGUUGCCUAUCAAUGUUUCUUGAAUCAGCUCCAAUUUUCUAUCACUCUAUCGUUAUGGGAAAUAAAAGUUUUGCUAAGCCGUUUGGAGAAUUUCCCCGCCUGCAA
This is a messenger RNA of Morus notabilis, 598 nucleotides long. RefSeq lists its product as uncharacterized. The transcript has 3 exons. NCBI's taxonomy places the organism in Eukaryota, Viridiplantae, Streptophyta, Magnoliopsida, Rosales, Moraceae. Gene Ontology annotation, molecular function: structural constituent of ribosome. Gene Ontology annotation, cellular component: ribosome. Gene Ontology annotation, biological process: translation. The record is from RefSeq and is a predicted model, not a curated record. Bases 112 to 414 code for a protein of 100 amino acids.